Molecule: messenger RNA, 477 nt
Organism: Cydia pomonella (codling moth)
Lineage: Eukaryota; Metazoa; Arthropoda; Insecta; Lepidoptera; Tortricidae
Product: probable peroxisomal acyl-coenzyme A oxidase 1
Exons: 2
Coding region: 16-315 (99 amino acids)
Biological process (GO): lipid homeostasis; fatty acid beta-oxidation using acyl-CoA oxidase
Cellular component (GO): peroxisome
Molecular function (GO): fatty acid binding; acyl-CoA oxidase activity; FAD binding
Source: RefSeq, a predicted model, not a curated record
UAAAUACAUAUUUAUAUGAAAGUUUUUUUUUGGUUGCAGUAUACCCCCAUAACUGCGACGGACGUGCAAGAGCUGCAACAGCGGUAUGAGACGCUACUGGGGAAGAUCAGACCCAAUGCCGUGGGACUGGUAGAUGCUUUCGACUUCAGAGAUGAGGUCCUCAACUCCGCGCUGGGCGCGUACGACGGCCGCGUGUACGAGCGCCUCAUGGAGGAGGCCCUCAAGAGCCCGCUCAACGCUAAACCCGUUAAUGACAGCUUCCACAAAUACCUGAAGCCCCUGAUGCAAGGGAAAUUGGUACCUCAUAAACUAUAGCCCUUUUAAUAUAAACUCUAUACUUAAAUCCUACUUAAAACACGAAAUUUUAUAAUAAUACCAAUUGGCCAAAGUAAUGUUGUACUUUAUAACUUGUAUAAGUUUUAAUAUUGAAAAUUACUUUGAUGGCAUUUUUAUACAAUAUAAUAUUCAGAAAUUACG